This is a messenger RNA of Entelurus aequoreus (snake pipefish), 2896 nucleotides long. Its product is annotated as replication protein A 70 kDa DNA-binding subunit-like. The transcript has 17 exons. Lineage: Eukaryota; Metazoa; Chordata; Actinopteri; Syngnathiformes; Syngnathidae. The record is from RefSeq and is a predicted model, not a curated record. Gene Ontology annotation, molecular function: single-stranded telomeric DNA binding; damaged DNA binding. Gene Ontology annotation, cellular component: DNA replication factor A complex; nucleus. The coding region runs from base 130 to 2034 and encodes 634 amino acids. Gene Ontology annotation, biological process: DNA replication; double-strand break repair via homologous recombination; nucleotide-excision repair.
UAUUUUGAAGCGACAUUAGUACAUAUCCGGUCCUUGUUGUUGUCGUCGCCAAACAACUCCCCAUGUUCCAGUCGACGAGCAGGACCGCACAAGCUUUUUGAGCUUCUAGAACAUUUUUAUGCACCAGACAUGAGUGUCGAUCUCACACAAGGAGCCAUUGAGGCCCUGUUCUCACAGUCUCACAUCAACAAUCCAGUCUUGCAGGUUUUGAAAAUCCGUGAGAUCGUUGGCAGCCAGGGACCCUCCAAGUACCGCCUGGCUCUGAGCGAUGGAGUUCACAUGUCCCCUUGGUUCGUGGUGGUCACGGAGUUAAGCCACCUGGUGGAGUCCAAGCAACUGAGCCCUGGCUGUGUCUGCAUGCUGAAGAAGACCAACAAGUCCUAUUUGUCCAACAAGAAGCUGGUGCUGGUGGUGUUGGACAUGGACGUGUUGCAGAGUGCUGAGGAGACCGGGGGAACCAUCGGGAAUCCCAGUCAACUCAAUGCUGCAGAUAGCGCCACCUCAGGCCGGCAGGUGUCAGACGUGAGCUCCUCAGACACAGAAGCAGCCUCCAUGUCUGGUGACACACAGGGAGCGUCUGCAAGCAGCAUGAGAGGACUCAUGGAAAACUCUCCUAUGAAGAUGUCCCCUAUGAAGAUGUCGCCUAUGAAAGCAUCCCCCAUGAAGGUGUCUCCUCUAAAGGCGUCCCCGAUGAAGGCGUCCCCUAUGAAGGCGUCCCCUAUGAAGAGUCCAAUGAAAGUGAUACCAAUUGAGAACCUCAAUCCCUACGUGAGCAAUUGGACCGUCAGAGCCAGAGUCACCAGCAAGUCCAACAUCCGCCAUUGGAGCAACUCCAGAGGGGAGGGCUCGGUCUUCUCCUUCGAGGUGGUGGACCAGAGCGGGGAGAUCAAAGUCACUGCCUUCAACAACGAAGUGGACAAGUUCUUCCCUCUGGUGGAGCCCAACCAGGUCUACCUGAUCUCCAAAGGCUCUCUCAAAGUGGCCAACAAGCAGUACAACACGCUCAACAACAACUACGAGAUGACGCUCAACGCCAACUCGCUCAUCGUGCCGUGCCAGGACGGCCAGGGCGUGCCCACCGUGCGCUGCGACUUCGUGCCCAUCUCACAACUGGAGAACACCCACGCCGACACCAUCGUGGACGUGAUCGGCGUGUGCGAGGAGGUGGGCGACGUGGCCGUCAUCAACACCAAGGCCGGCAGACAGACCCAGAAGAGGGAGCUCACCCUGACCGACUCCAGUGGAAAGAGGGUGACGCUGACUCUGUGGGGAGACGAGGCUCAGAAGUUUGAGGUGCUCUCCAACCCCGUGGUCGCCAUCAAAGGAGCCCGCUUGUCUGACUUUGGCGGCCGCUCGCUCUCGGCGGUCUUCAGCUCCACGCUCAUGGUCAACCCGGACGUCCCGGAGGCCGUCACGCUGAGAGCCUGGUACAACCAGGUAGGACACUCCCUCCACAGCCAGUCCUUGACAGAGUUGCGCUCCAUGGGCGGAGAAGCCAGGACCAACUGGAAGUCUCUCAGCGACAUCAAGACGGAACUAAUGGGACACAGUGAGACGGCGGACUACUGCAGCUGCGUGGCCACGGUUCUGUUCAUACGCAAAGAGAACUGUCUGUACCGGGCCUGUCCCAGCGCCUCCUGCAACAAGAAGGUGGUGGAGCGGGACGGACGCUACCACUGCCAGAAGUGUGACAAGGACUUCCCCGACUUCAAGUACAGAUUUAUUCUCUCCGUCAACUUAGCAGACUUCGAGGACAACCAGUGGGUGACCUGCUUCCAGGAGACGGCGGAGGCCUUACUGGGUGUGAGCGCCGACGCUCUGGGAUGUCUGAGGGACACGGAUGAGGACGCCUUCCAGGAAGUGCUGAGGAAAGUCACCCACACCACGCACGUCUUCAGGACCCGGGUCAAGCUGGAGACGUACAACGACGAGAGUCGGGUGAAGGUGACGGUUCUGGAGGUCCUCCCUCUGGACCACAGGCAGUACAGCAGGAGGUUGCUGGCCAACAUCCGCACACUGUCCUGCAGGACCUGAACCAGGAGGUCCAGCAUCACAAAACUGUCCUGCAGGACCUGAACCAGGAGGUCCAGCAUCACAAAACUGUCCUGCAGGACUCUUGAGUCCAAAGAGCCGACAUCACAACACGUCCUUUCUUUGGUCUCCACAACUGAACCAGUUUUUUCAUUCCUCACAUUUGGAUUUGUUCUAGAAGCUGCCAAUGAUGAGUCACUUAGUGUGCUGCUUUCCAGAGAGAAAGGAAACGUGUGUGUGUGUGUGUGUGUGUGUGUGUGUGGGCCGUGCACGUGUCGUCUUUUAACAUUAUUUAUAGUGCACGUGACAUUAUUUGUAGUGCACGUGUCGUCUUUUAACAUUAUUUAUAGUGCACGUGACAUUAUUUGUAGUGCACGUGUCGUCUUUUAACAUUAUUUAUAGUGCACGUGUCGUCUUUUAACAUUAUUUAUAGUGCACGUGACAUUAUUUGUAGUGCACGUGUCGUCUUUUAACAUUAUUUAUAGUGCACGUGACAUUAUUUGUAGUGCACGUGUCGUCUUUUAACAUUAUUUAUAGUGCACGUGUCGUCUUUUAAUGUUAUUUACAGAGCACAUGUGAGGAGUUGUGUUGAUGCAAAGCAGGAGAAAAGAUGAUUAAAACAGACAUUUGUAUCAUAUUGCUGUUAUCAUUUGUAUCAUAUUGCUGUUAUUAUUUGGUGUGGCCACUGAUCUUGUGACUGGAACAUCACCUGGACACACCUCAUGGACCUCAUCUUGAUGGUACCGCCCACUUCCCGACGUCUUCAUCCAGGUGACCUGACGCCUUCAUCCAGGUGACCUGACGCCUUCAUCCAGGUGACCUGACGUCUUCAUCCAGGUGACCUGACGUCUUCAUCCAGGUGACC